Molecule: messenger RNA, 929 nt
Organism: Sinocyclocheilus rhinocerous
Lineage: Eukaryota; Metazoa; Chordata; Actinopteri; Cypriniformes; Cyprinidae
Product: alpha-L-iduronidase-like
Exons: 6
Molecular function (GO): protein binding; L-iduronidase activity
Source: RefSeq, a predicted model, not a curated record
GUGAGACUCAGGUGCAGGCUGAGGUGUUGACUGACGGCUCUGAAGUGAAUUCAUCAGUGGGUGCGCUAGCCACCGUUCACGUCCCUCAGGUGCCGAACACAGCCGAUAGCUGGCAGACCACCGUCCUGCUGUAUAACAGCAGAGAUAACCAGACCUCCUCCACCGCAGACAUCAUCACCCUGCGCCUCACUGGAAUACCUCAGCGUAAGGGUCUGAUGUAUGUGACACACUACAUGGAUAAUAACGUGACAAACCCAUUUAAACUGUGGGAGAACAUGGGCAGCCCUGACUAUCCCACUGCACAACAGUUCACACAGCUACGGAGCCAAGAGGAUCCACAGACUGAUGGGCCUCUGCCGGUCCCAUCCGAUGGCUCUCUGAAGCUGAAGGCUACCCUUCCUGUCCCCUCAGUGCUGCUUGUACACGUUUGUGCUCAGUCUAAGGAAGUGCCCAACCAGGUAAACGUGGUGCGUUUCAUCACCAUCACCAAAGGACAGGUUCUGAUCAUUUGGAAGGAUCACUCCAUCGCAACAAAGUGUAUAAAGACAUACGAAGUGGAAUUUUCCAAAGAUGAGACGACUUUCCAGAGGAUUAAUCAGAGAGAGACUAUUUUCACAUACUUCACUUUUUCUCCAGAGAGUCUGGAGGUGAGCGGAUACUAUAGAGUAAGAGCCGUGGAUUACUGGGGAAGAAAUGGAGAAUAUUCUGUCACUGAGAAAUAUUCGGAGAACCGGUAGUCUUGAUUAGACCGACUUAUGACUUUCCACAUACAAUAUAGUUCACUUUGUAUCUUAUUUUGAUUAAAAAAAAAAAAAGCUCACUAGGACAGCAUGACAUUGGUUUGACCAACAUGUAAAUUAUCUGAACACAGUUAAAUUUUUUUAUAUGUAAUUUCGGACUGUUUAUCUGAUGACGCAAUAAUUUACCUU